Molecule: messenger RNA, 1878 nt
Organism: Oppia nitens
Lineage: Eukaryota; Metazoa; Arthropoda; Arachnida; Sarcoptiformes; Oppiidae
Product: cholinesterase 2-like
Exons: 11
Coding region: 1-1878 (625 amino acids)
Biological process (GO): presynaptic membrane assembly; neuron cell-cell adhesion; postsynaptic membrane assembly
Cellular component (GO): synapse; cell surface
Molecular function (GO): signaling receptor activity; neurexin family protein binding
Source: RefSeq, a predicted model, not a curated record
AUGAAUAUGUUUUGUGUGAUUGUGUUGUGUGUCUUGAAUAUAGUGUUAACUCAAGACAACUACUUUGUCGACAUCACUAUAAAACAAGGGAUUAUAAGAGGACUAAGAAUAAGAAGUGCACAAAACAGAGAAGGGUUUGCUUUUUUAGGCAUUCCUUACGCUACCCCACCAUAUGAUCGCUUGAGAUUCAAAGCACCUGUACCUCAUCCCGGAUGGAGUGGAGUGUUGGACACCACUAACUUUCGGCCGAUGUGUCCACAACUGGAUUCACGCGGCAGUCAAUUGGGAGAUGAAGACUGUCUAUUCCUCAAUGUCUAUACACCCGGUGUUGUUAGAAACCGAAAACCAAACUCACAAUCAUUACAGCUUCCGGUUAUGGUUUAUAUACAAGCCGAAUCCUUUGAGAACGGCGACAGUGCUCUCUAUGGCGGAGAAUAUCUUAUGGAUAAAGAUGUAGUUGUCGUCACUUUUAACUAUCGCGUCGGCAUUUUAGGAUUUUUAAGUACUGAAGACGAGGCGGCUUCAGGUAAUUGGGGACUAUUUGAUCAAAAACUGGUACUCGAGUGGGUUCGCGAUAAUAUCGCCUCAUUUAAUGGAGAUCCUAAUUUAGUAACCAUUUUUGGCCAGGGAUCAGGUGCCGCUUCUGUAAUAUACCACAUAAUAUCACCAUUAACUCAAGGGUUAUUUCAUCGGGCGAUAGCACAAAGUGGUUCAGCCCUAUGUCAGUGGGCUCUCGAGAGAUCUCCGUUGAUGUUUGCCAGAGAAGUGGCCAAAAGUGUUGACUGUCCCGUAACCAGUAAUACUAAUUUAGUCAAUUGUUUGCGGAAAACACAUUACAGUCUAUUAUUGAAUGCUCAGAGCAAAGCUAAGACUUUUGGCGAAUUUCCACAUCGUUCGGCACCAGUAGUUGAGAGGACGGGUACCAAAAGGUUUAUUCCCGAUGAACCAACAAUUUUAUUAAAUUCUGGGAACUUUCAAAAAGUACCGCUAAUUAUGGGUCUUAAUAGUGACGAAACCGCUUUUUUCUAUCCGCUAUUGGCAAACAAUCGAAAUUUGAGAACAGAUCCGAUGUCUCUCGAGAAGAUAGUUUUGCCACAAUUCUUGGAAUCGACGACUCGAUUGAAAGGUCCAAAACAAAGAACAGUUGUUCAAACAGUUCUCUUCAAAUACUUCAAUAGAGUUGAUUUGAUUAACAUUUCAGAUAUUAGUCACCGAUUUAUUAAUAUGAGUUCAGACGCUCUUUACACGUCUUGUAUCGAUCAGACCCUUAAACUGUAUUCAAAAGUACCCGAAACGCCUGUUUAUAUGUAUUUAUUUGCAUAUAAAGGAGCAAAUAGUUUAGUAAACAUUUUAGUUGAUAAUUCAAAAACUAUGUUUGAGACCGGCGUCUGUCACGGAGACGAACUCUUCUACUUAUUUGAUCUUAAGAUGAGUUCUCAGAGGUGGACGUUCAGCAAAGAUAUGCAAAUAAGGGAACGUUUGCUAACACUUUGGACUGAUUUUGCCAAACAUGGAUAUUCACCUCAAUUUGCGAACUAUGAGUUCCCCCGAUGGUUGCCAUAUGAUAGUCAAAAACUUAAUUAUUACCGAAUCGGUAAUGAUUUAAGACCUGAAAGUGGUUACCGACAGUCAGAGACCCACUUUUGGAACAAUCAUUUGCCGACACUGAUUGGUGUGUCGCCUAUAGUACAGCCCUUAUCUAAUAAGGGUCGGCCAUACGCUACCUUAGCUUAUACUAUGGUUGCUGUCUCUAUAACUUUACUUUUACUAAUUGCUAUACUAUUAGCAAUACUUUAUUACCAAAGAAAAAGACAAAGUUUUAGCGCUCAACCACAAGAAGGCUCAGCCAUUUCAUCCGGUUCUUCAUUUUUAUAUUAA